Messenger RNA from Cheilinus undulatus (humphead wrasse), 2297 nucleotides. Its product is annotated as hyaluronidase-5-like. The transcript is spliced from 5 exons. NCBI's taxonomy places the organism in Eukaryota, Metazoa, Chordata, Actinopteri, Labriformes, Labridae. Bases 394 to 1821 code for a protein of 475 amino acids. Gene Ontology annotation, cellular component: acrosomal vesicle. The record is from RefSeq and is a predicted model, not a curated record. Gene Ontology annotation, molecular function: hyalurononglucosaminidase activity. Gene Ontology annotation, biological process: carbohydrate metabolic process; hyaluronan catabolic process.
CAUUGUGGAGAGAGGAGUUAUGAAUUAUUACUUAUCACCACAAACACACCAUCCCCUCUGUGGAGCACAGUGGGGGCAGCAUCAUGCUGUGGGGAUGCUUCUUGGCAGCUGGGAGGCUUAUAAAGGCAAUGAUAAUGCACACCCAGCUGCCACAUACUUGAGUGACAGCUGUGCCAGACUGAAGUUACACACCAGACGGAGUUACUAUCGCAUGUUCAUCUGAGCUUUUAAUCGGAGCAACCCAGGCCUUUCUGCAUUUAAAGAACUGAAUGUCUCUGAACUGCUGAUAUGGAGAAAAAUGACGAAUCCAAAACAUGGAAGUAAACAAUGUGUGUGUCAUGAGUUCCAGUAAGAAACCAGAACAUUUUGAGGAGAUUGGAUCAUUGUUUGAAAAUGAGCCAAAAGCAUUUUGUCAUCUUUUUCCUCAACAUGUUGGCUCUCCUUUGCUCUAGCCGAGCCUUACCGAGGACAGACCCUCCUAUACGCCCAGAACAGCCCUUCAUGUUCAUGUGGAAUGCCCCCACCGAGCUGUGUGAAAUCCGCUUUGGCAUGCCACUCGACCUUUCCUAUUUUGAUUUCGUCAGCAGCACCCUUAAGACUGCAACCAACCAGAGCAUCUCCAUUUUCUACACCGACCGCUUUGGUGUCUUCCCCUAUGUGGAAGAAGACACCGGUGAAAUGUAUGAGGACGGUUUACCACAGCUGGUCGACAUGGAGGAGCACCAUGAAGAAGCUGAGGAUGACAUCCAGUACUACAUCCCUUCCCACCAGCCAGGCCUUGCUGUUCUGGACUUUGAAGAAUGGAGGCCACAGUGGGUCAGAAACUGGGGCAGCAAAGAUAUCUACCGACAGAUUUCCAUUGAAACCGUGCAGAAGAAGAACCCCACUUUGUCUGAAGAGGAGGUCGAGGCUCGAGCGAAGAAAUCAUUUGAACGUGGAGCUAAGAGGUACUUUCUGCGAUCUCUCCGCAUCGGGAAGAGGCUGAGGCCGAACAGACUCUGGGGAUACUACCUGUACCCUGACUGCUACAACUAUGACUACAACCAGGACAUGGCGGGCUUCACCGGGGAGUGCCCCCCCCUUGAAGAGAACAGAAAUGAUGAACUGCUGUGGCUCUGGAAGGAGUCCACAGCCCUUUUUCCAUCCAUUUACCUUGAGGCGGUGCUUAAAGACUCCCAGCAGGCUCGGAUGUUUGUCCGUCACCGCAUCAAGGAGACCAUGAGGGUGUCGAUGCUCCCGAACAGCUCGUACUCCAUCCCCAUCUACGCCUACAUACGCCCUGUGUACAAAGACAGCGUUGAUGACUACAUGUCAGAGUAUGAUCUAGUGAACACCAUCGGAGAAGCUGCUGCCCUCGGUGCUGCAGGAGUUGUCUCUUGGGGAGACAUGCAGGUCACAGACACAGAGGACUCCUGCUAUGAUGCCAGACGUCACCUGGAGCAGAUCAUGAACCCGUACAUCCUGAACGUCUCCACUGCUGCCAAACUCUGCAGCAGGGCGCUGUGUCAGGGCCGAGGUCGCUGUGUGAGGAAGAACUGGGAAGAGGAUGUCUACCUUCACCUCAGUCCCAGGAGUUUUAGGAUCGAGCGGCAGCGGCGUGGCGGCCCUCUGACUGUGAUCGGCGAUCUCUGGCAGGACGACAUCCAGUGGUUGGAUAGGAAGUUUGACUGCAUGUGUUACAGCCAGGAGCCGUGCAGGUCAGUCCAAAUGUUCAACUUCAUCCCUGAGGCCGUGGUCACAAAAAGGAAUGGAGGUUCUGAAAGGCCCCGCCCCCUCCUGCUGCUGGUGAUACUGCUGUGUCUGAAGUUCUGUUUGUCCUGAUGGAAAUAUAAAGCAAACAACGGCUGCUUUGAGGCCAUUUAAGAACAGUUCCAGCAUUAUUUCACUUUGAUCAGAAUGCUUUCUUUUGCUGUGUGUGAUUGUUUUACCAGCACUGUGAACCCAUUAAGAUUUUAAAAUUAAAACAUAUCAUUCUCAUAUUUUUCUGAAAGCAUGGAACAUUUCCAUUUAAAACAUAGCCUUAGCCAUGCUUCUGUAGGGGGUGGACUACAGCAAGGUGACGGAAAUGUAAUACAGAAGAGUCACCACUAGAUGGCGCCACAUCCUGACAGGCACAGAGGAAGCAGAUGGAAGUGAAAGAUGGAAAGUCUGUCAAGAAAACUAUAGUGGUUAGAGAUCAGUCUGUAUAAAAGAAAGAAUUUCACCUUAUUUUGAUUUCACUACAGCUUAGAAAGAACUCUGAGAAGAAAAUGUAAGAUAGACAAUACGAAUCAUUAAAUAAAUACAGAAAUAAACAA